CAGUACGGAAGAGAAAGACUAACAUUAGUCACAGAAUUUAGUCUCAUAUUUCAGUAAAAUGUUCAGCAUGUGUGUCGUUCUGCUCGUCUUUUCCAACAUCUCUACAGCUGUUGUUGGUGCUCCAGAAACAGUCACAGGACACAGAGGAGAGAGAAUAGAUAUCAGAUGCAGAUAUGAAUCUGGAUAUAAAUCGAAUUCAAAGUAUUUAUGUAAAGGAGAGUGUGUCUUUGGAUUUAAAAACAUUGUGGUUAAAUCAGGAUCUCCAGCUAAAGACAAGAGAUUCUCUCUGACUGAUGACAAGAGGACCAGAGUUUUCACCGUCAGCAUCACUGACCUGAGAACAGAGGAUACAGGACGAUACUGGUGUGGUGUGGAGAGGACUUUAGCUGAUGUCUAUACAGAGAUUAUGUUGCUGGUUAAAGAGGAUAAGGAGACUGCAGAGGUUUCAACUAUCAGCUCUUUUUCAAACACAGCGUCAUAUUUCAGCACAACAGAGAUAUAUCCACGAUCCAGCAGCAUCACAAUCACAGAAAGAAAAGAAACAAUCACAGAUCAGCACACAUCAGCAGGUCUGUCUUCUGUUGCUGGCGGUCUGGGUUCGGUUCUGCUCGUUCUGGUUCUGUGUUCUGGAACGUUCCUCAUCCUCAAAAAGAGGAAGAGGAAAUCUGGGACAGGUUUAUUUCAGCAAAAUGUGCAGCACAAUACAGAGAGUGUCCACAUGUAUGAGAUUGUAAACAGUGAACCCGGACCAUCUGAUGUCAUCACUGCAAUGUCUUCAUCCAAUCAGAUGCCUGCAUCACACCUCAACACCUGCCCACAAGACUCUGCUGUUUAUGCCACAGUAACCAAUCAGCAGCCUGAUUCAAACCCCAGUCACAUCCACUCGACCAAUCAGGUGACGGAUACAGACUGUGAUUAUUAUGCUAAUAUGAAGCCGCCUGAUCCAACAACAGACAACAGAACAGAUCUGAUCUACUCAACAGUGACACGUCCACAAAACAUCAAGACCAACGACGGCCCGAUAUACUCACUGAUCAAACAUAAAUAAUAAAAAAAGAGUUCCAAAGCUUCUUCAUCAACAUCUGCACUGAUGCUCAAAGUGAAAAGAAAAAAAAAAAUGGUGCAUGCUACAUAUUUUUAAUAAAUCAAUAAGUUGACAGACUUUUUUUUAGUUUUAUUAGUAUUUUAAAAAUGGUGUAGUUUUACUAACAAGAAAAGUGAACUUAAGUAUUCUUUGUAAAUUAUUCUAAGUAAAUCUCAUUUGCAGUUAAAUAAAAUGCAAAUGUGGAUAAACUUAAAACAUUUUAGACACUGUUCUCAGGUGUAUUGUUCAGGUCUGUAUUAAGCACUGUUCACUUGUGCUUGGAUCAAUGAAAACUUCUUAACAGCGAGUGUGAACAGGGUCUGAAAUCAGCUCCAAACUAACAGCCCUGCUGAAACAAAGUAUGAGGGACGAUACUGGUGUGGAGUGGAGAGGACUAUAGCUGAUGUCUAUUCAGAGAUUAUGUUGCUGGUUAAAGAGGAUCAGAUUCAACAAACCACCAGCAUCAAAACCACAGAAAGAAAACCCACUAUCACAGAUCAGGACAGCUCCUCAACGGGUGAUGUCUGGAGCACAGAGUCUGUCAUCUACGUCUCUGUGGGGUUAGUCCUCGUGAUGAUCAUCUUCCUCGCUGCGCUGACGGUGUUGUGUAGGAAGAGAAGGAAGAAAUCACCAAGAGUUACACAAUCUGGGCUUUCACCACAAGGUCAAGAACCUA
Molecule: messenger RNA, 1760 nt
Organism: Carassius auratus (goldfish)
Lineage: Eukaryota; Metazoa; Chordata; Actinopteri; Cypriniformes; Cyprinidae
Product: CMRF35-like molecule 3
Exons: 8
Coding region: 59-1048 (329 amino acids)
Cellular component (GO): plasma membrane
Molecular function (GO): transmembrane signaling receptor activity
Source: RefSeq, a predicted model, not a curated record